AUGUCUUCCUCUUCCUCCUCCUCCCAUCCCACCCAAGCCCAGCUGAAUCUCGCCGCUCUGGCGGGGUCACCUUCGCCGCGAACGAUGCGAGGUCUCCGAAAGAUCCAGUCCCACCAGAUUCUCUCCUCGAAUUCCUCGUUUGGCGCCCCGACUUCUCAGGCGUCGUCGACUGGGCGCUCCUCCGUCGGUCCCGACGAGCUGCUUCCCCAGCCACCCGCUCAUCUCGACUCGCCCGUACGACUACGGACCCAUCGUCGUGCAAGAUCCAACAGCGAUGCUAGCACUCGUGACCCGCCGGCUAUAGCAACGCAAAGACGACCAGGCAGGAAAACCGGCUCGGGAUUCGGGUUGAAGAGGUCGGCGUUGGAGACGCUGCUACGCGACGGCCCUCAGCAAGGGAACAUUCGGGAGGGACUGCAGGAGUUGAGGUAUUUGGUCUUGUCUACGAGGGUGGAAGCAGAUGGCGAUGGCAUGUCAACGUACCGGGUCUACCUCUGGUUAGCCCUUCUCGAAAUCUCCCCCGUCCCGACCGACGAGUAUCUCUCUCUCAUCCAUCGCGGCCGAUCCCCAGCCUAUACGAAAAUCCGCAACGAUACCUUCCGGACGCUGGCCACCGACCCGCUAUUCAAACGCCGCGUCACCGAAGCCAGCCUCAUCCGACUCCUCAACGCAGUCGCAUGGAAGCUCCAUGACGUCAAGAACCGGCAUCGUUACAAGUCCCGACCGUCGUCGCGACGACGCGAGAUGGAGCUCUUGAUCAACACGCCCCCGAGCAUCGCGGAAGAAGACAGCGACCCGAAUUAUUCCACGCCCAGCAGCAGAGGCGGCUACGUCACCAGCGACUCGGCGAUCUACGUGCAGGGCAUGAACGUGCUGUGCGCGCCCUUCCUCUACGCCGCCCGCAGCGAGGUCGAGGCCUUCGCCCUAUUCCAUUCCUUUGUCACGCGCGAAUGCCCCGGUUACAUCCGCGGCGCCAUGGACGGCGUCCAUCGCGGUCUUCUUCUGGUCGACCGGUGUCUGGAGAUCGUCGAACCCAAGCUAGCGGCGUAUCUGUUCUCCAAGGGAAUGCAGGCCAAACUCUAUGCGUUCCCAUCCGUCUUAACCCUCUGUGCCUGUACGCCUCCGCUGCCGGAGGUCCUCCAUCUCUGGGACUUUCUCUUCGCCUACGGGCCCCAUUUGAACAUCCUGUGUAUCGUGGCCCAACUGAUCCGGAUGAGGGACACCAUCCUGGAAAACCCAAGUCCCAACAAAAUCCUCCGAUCCUUUCCUCCUCUCGACGCCAAAGAAAUCAUCGCCUUGACCGUCCUGAUCGUCCGAAAGAUCCCGGAACCCUUAUAUGCCGAACUGAUCGACCAUGCCAAAUAG
This is a messenger RNA of Aspergillus steynii IBT 23096, 1365 nucleotides long. Its product is annotated as TBC domain-containing protein. Bases 1 to 1365 code for a protein of 454 amino acids. Lineage: Eukaryota; Fungi; Ascomycota; Eurotiomycetes; Eurotiales; Aspergillaceae. The record is from RefSeq and is a predicted model, not a curated record. Gene Ontology annotation, cellular component: mitotic spindle pole body. The transcript has 3 exons. Gene Ontology annotation, biological process: activation of GTPase activity; negative regulation of septation initiation signaling. Gene Ontology annotation, molecular function: GTPase activator activity.